Morus notabilis is the source of this 1743-nucleotide messenger RNA. RefSeq names its product cytochrome P450 CYP72A219. NCBI's taxonomy places the organism in Eukaryota, Viridiplantae, Streptophyta, Magnoliopsida, Rosales, Moraceae. Gene Ontology annotation, molecular function: iron ion binding; oxidoreductase activity, acting on paired donors, with incorporation or reduction of molecular oxygen; heme binding. Bases 73 to 1629 code for a protein of 518 amino acids. The record is from RefSeq and is a predicted model, not a curated record. The transcript has 5 exons.
AUCACAUAUCAAAACCACAACUUAUUAUCUCUCUCUCUCUCUCUCUCUCUCUGCCAACAAUAUCUGUGGAAAAUGGAAGUGUCGUUUCUUAAACUCUCUAGUGUUGUGUUUGCUAUUCUCUUAAUAACGACAUGGGCAUGGAGAGUUCUGAACUGGGUUUGGUUGAGGCCAAAGAGGCUAGAAAACUGCCUAAGAAAACAGGGCCUUAAGGGCAAUUCUUAUCGGCUUUGGUCGGGAGACUUGAAAGAGAGCUCUUUGAUGAUAAAGGAAGCGAGUUCCAAACCCAUCAAUCUCUCUGAAGAUAUAACCGCUCGCAUUUUCCCCUUCGGUCUUCACACCGUCAACAAUUAUGGAAAAGAUUCUUUUAUGUGGAUUGGUCCCACGCCAAGGGUGAGCAUCACGAACCCGGAAUAUAUAAAGGAUAUCUUCAACAAACUUGGUGAUUUCCCAAAGCCCCAAAGUAUCCCACUCGUGAAACUGCUAGCCACCGGUGUUGCCACAUACGAGGGUGAAAAGUGGACAAGACAUCGGAAAAUUAUCAACCCAGCAUUUCACAUGGAGAAAUUAAAGCGUUUAGUACCGGCAUUUUAUCUAAGCUGCAGUGAGAUGUUGAAUAAAUGGGAGAGGCUGUUAAACAGUGAGGGAAGCUGCGAGUUAGAUGUGUGGUCUUAUCUUCAAAAUAUGACUGGUGAUGUAAUUUCUCGAACAGCAUUUGGGAGUAGUUAUGAAGAAGGCAGAAGAAUAUUUCAGCUCCAGAAAGAGCAAGGGGAACUUGCUAUCAAAUCCCUACAAACUGUUUACAUUCCAGGAUGGAGAUUUGUACCAACUAAGUUGAAUAGGAGGAUGAAAAAAAUCUACAACGAAAUAGAAGCUUUAGUGAAGAAUAUAAUUCAUAAAAGAGAGGGAGCAAUGAGAGCAGGUGAAGCACCAAAUGAUGACUUGUUGGGGAUACUUAUGGAAUCAAAUCUUAAAGAAAUUCAGGAACAUGGGAACAACAAGAAUAUGGGAAUUAGUAUUAGAGAUGUAAUUGAGGAAUGCAAGUUGUUUUACAUAGCUGGGCAGGAGACCACCUCAACAUUGUUGGUUUGGACAAUGGUAUUAUUAAGUAGGUUUCCCAGUUGGCAAGAUCGUGCAAGAGAAGAGGUUUUGCAAAUCUUUGGUAAUAACAAACCAGGUUUUGAUGGGCUAACGCAGUUAAAAGUCGUUACCAUGAUUUUCUAUGAAGUUCUAAGGUUAUACCCACCUUUAAUUUUAUUUACCCGGAAAGUUGAAAAGAAAACACAGCUGGGAAACUUGUCAUUACCAGCUGGAGUAGAAGUGUCCAUUCCCACCAUUCUUGUUCACCGUGACACUGAGCUUUGGGGAGAAGAUGCAAAGGACUUUAAACCCGAGAGAUUCGCAGAAGGCAUGUCGAAGGUGACGAAGGGCCAAGUUUCGUUCUUUCCCUUCGGUUGGGGGCCUCGGAUUUGCGUUGGUCAAAACUUUGCCAUGGUGGAAGCAAAAAUGGCGUUGGCUUUGAUUCUACAACGCUUCACGUUUGAGCUUUCACCUUCCUAUGCUCAUGCUCCUUUAACUAUUUUAACUCUCCAACCACAAUAUGGUGCUCACAUAAUUUUACAUAAACGCUAGCUGAGAUAUAAUCUUACAUGCUUUUGUGGAGUCAUCGUUGAACAAUAAUGUUUGAAAUAUGAUACAUAUAGAUGUUACGUCCAUUGUAUGAAUAUUUACGCUUUAUGUUAUUUU